UUUUGGAGACAUGGUGAAAGGUAACUGAAGACUGAAAAGGAAGAGCUCCAAGUUGACAUGGCUGAAGGAGAAAAUGAAGUGAGAUGGGAUGGACUGUGCAGUAGAGACUCAAGUACUAGAGAGACAGCACUGGAAAACAUUAGGCAAAUCGUUUUGAGGAAAACCGAGUAUCUUCGUUCAGUGAAAGACACACCUUAUCGUCCAUCAGACGAGCUUUCAAAUUCUGUUUCUUUGGAUGGGUUGAAUAGCCUUCUCGCUCGCCUGCUCAUGCUGUCUAAGAGAUGCCCCUUUAAAGAUGUAAGAGAGAAAAGUGAAUUUAUUCUGAAGAACGCCCAGGAACUUGGAAUUAGAAUUCCUCGACCACUAGGACACGGACCAAGCAGAUUCAUCCCAGAAAAGGAGAUUCUCCAAGUGGGAAGUGAAGACGCACAGAUGCAUGCUUUAUUUGCAGAUUCCUUUGCUGCUUUGGGUCGUUUGGAUAACAUUACAUUAGUUAUGGUUUUUCACCCACAGUAUUUAGAGAGUUUCUUAAAAACUCAACACUAUCUACUGCAAAUGGAUGGGCCAUUACCCCUUCAUUAUCGGCACUACAUUGGAAUAAUGGCUGCAGCAAGACAUCAGUGCUCCUACUUAGUGAAUCUCCAUGUAAAUGAUUUCCUUCAUGUUGGGGGAGACCCCAAGUGGCUCAAUGGCUUAGAGAAUGCACCUCAAAAGCUACAAAAUUUAGGGGAACUCAACAAAGUAUUAGCCCAUAGACCUUGGCUUAUUACCAAAGAACACAUUGAGGGACUUUUAAAAGCUGAAGAGCACAGUUGGUCCCUUGCAGAACUGGUCCAUGCAGUAGUUCUACUCACACACUAUCAUUCUCUUGCCUCAUUUACCUUUGGCUGUGGAAUCAGUCCAGAAAUUCAUUGUGAUGGUGGCCACACGUUCAGACCUCCUUCUGUUAGUAACUACUGCAUCUGUGACAUUACAAAUGGCAAUCAUAAUGUGGAUGAGAUGCAGGUCAAUUCAGCAGGAAAUGUUUCAGUAAGUGAUUCCUUCUUUGAGGUAGAAGCCCUUAUGGAAAAAAUGAAGCAGUUACAGGAAUGCCGAGAUGAAGAAGUAGCGAGUCAGGAAGAGAAGGCUUCACGUUUUGAAAUAGAAAAAAGAGAAAGUAUGUGUGUCUUCUCUUCAGAUGAUGAAGAAGUUACACCAGCAAGAGAUGUAUCUCGUCACUUUGAGGAUACCAGUUAUGGCUAUAAGGAUUUCUCUAGACAUGGAAUGCAUGUUCCAACAUUCCGAGUCCAGGACUAUUGCUGGGAAGAUCAUGGCUAUUCUUUGGUAAAUCGCCUUUAUCCAGAUGUGGGACAGUUGAUUGAUGAAAAAUUUCAUAUCGCUUACAAUCUUACUUACAAUACAAUGGCAAUGCACAAAGAUGUUGAUACCUCAAUGCUUAGACGUGCUAUUUGGAACUAUAUUCACUGCAUGUUUGGAAUAAGGUAUGAUGACUAUGACUAUGGUGAAAUUAACCAGCUACUGGAUCGUAGCUUUAAAGUUUAUAUCAAAACUGUUGUUUGCACUCCUGAAAAGGUUACCAAACGAAUGUAUGAUAGCUUCUGGAGGCAGUUCAAGCACUCUGAGAAGGUUCAUGUUAAUCUGCUUCUUAUAGAAGCUAGGAUGCAAGCAGAACUCCUCUACGCUCUGAGAGCCAUUACCCGGUAUAUGACCUGAUAGUUUUCUUCCAUUAAAGAUGAUGGAAUGAUCAGCAGACAGUCUACAAGGGGAAGGUACUAAGCCCCAGGACCAAU
Orycteropus afer afer is the source of this 1790-nucleotide messenger RNA. The record is from RefSeq and is a predicted model, not a curated record. Lineage: Eukaryota; Metazoa; Chordata; Mammalia; Tubulidentata; Orycteropodidae.